AUGCUCUCGGAUCUCAGUCCAAGUCAGAGGAGAAAUAGAUCCAAGGACCAGGCUUUCCGUGGAGAACAUUUGAAGAUGGCAGCUGCUGAUAGCCGGUACAGAGGAGAGAAUCCUGCCUUAAGGAUUUAUCAGGGAGCUUGGAGUUCUGACCAGGGGAUCAACAUGGCUCCAGGCCCUCAGUUUGGCUUCUGGGCUGCAGUAUGUCAGUGUCUGCGAAAUAUGUGGGCCCAGAGGCACUUGGGCCUGUUUCUGCUUUUACUCUGGACUCUGGUGAUCCUGUGCUACCUUGUGAACAGUGAUUCUGUGUCUCCAAGAGAGAAAGUGCCAUGGCACAGUGAAGCUCCAGAACAUGGAUCCAAAUGGGAAAUUCUGGUGAACUUUUUCUUUCCAACAAGGAGUGAUGUAUCCAAGGCAUGCAUCAUAAGGGAGAACCAGGAGGUAGUGGCUUGUAAUAAGCAACCGUAUCUGAGCAAGACUGAAUGUUUAAGAUCCAAGUGCUGUUUUUCCUCAUCGGAGACCAAAAUGAGGUGCUAUGCUCCAAUAGAAGAUAAGCCUACACAGAUGCUCCGGGUGUUUGGGUUCUCUGUGAUCAGCAUGAUAAUCCUGGGAUUUCUUCCCGUGUAUUGCUGCUUUCUUUGCCGGAGGAGAGGGAAGAUGAACAGAGUGUUGAAGGAUUUGAAGAAACAAAAAACAAAACUGAAGAGGGGGCCGAAAACAAGGAAAGCACCAGAAGAAGAGAGAGGAGAUAGAAAGGAGCAGGAAGCCAGAGGUAAUUGA
Phodopus roborovskii (desert hamster) is the source of this 777-nucleotide messenger RNA. It is a transcript of the gene Fmr1nb, whose product is annotated as FMR1 neighbor. Lineage: Eukaryota; Metazoa; Chordata; Mammalia; Rodentia; Cricetidae. The record is from RefSeq and is a predicted model, not a curated record. Bases 1 to 777 code for a protein of 258 amino acids. The transcript has 6 exons.